AGCUCACCCAAAAUAUUUCGUCUCGGUCUUUGGCGCGCAGUGGGACACAUAUUGAAGAGGUGGUCGAUGCAACCUGCGCCUAUAAGUGGGAGACCCAGGUGGAUGGACUUAUAGUGGUGCCGCUACAGUUCCCUACAGGUACCUACGCUGUUGCGCCAACAGUGGCCCCGACUGGCUUUGACGUCAACGCGUGUCCCAGCGCCUGUCGCGUAACCCCCCCCCCCCCCCGCCUUCCAUCGUAACAAUUUCACCUACACCGGCCAGUCACAAUUAACAGCCCCCCAGGUUCGACUCGCGACAAGCAGGCUAUCACUCUUGUCCUGUAGCAUCCGCUCACGCACAUAAUGCCUCCCCAGCAAAGACGACGGCGUCCGGCCGACGAUGAGGAUUCCGACGAGGACUCGCGUCCAAGACAGCGACGCAAUCGCGACGUCUCCGACGAUAAUCUCGAAGACGACUCUGAUCAGCCCAUGGAUGCGGACGGCGAUCGAAGUCAAAAUGCAGACAAACAGCUAGCCAAGAAGCUAAUUCGAUAUGCCAUUUCUUGCGAGUAUUCACGGACGGCCAUACGACGAGAUGGGAUAAAGGAGAGAGUUCUCGGCAACCAGGGUCGUGCGUUCAAGCGUGUCUUUGCUUUGGCACAGCAGCAGCUAAGGACCAUCUGGGGCAUGGAGCUCCGCGAACUUCCUGUCCGAGAAAAGAUGUCUCUGCAAGAAAAGCGGCAAGCGAUGAAGUCAAACUCGCAGCCGAAAACGGGCUCCGGCGCAUACAUCCUCAGCUCGACACUUCCCGAUGCCUACCGAAGCGCGGCCAUACUGAAACCAUCCAAAACCCCCAGCCCCGACGACGAAGCCACAUACGCAGCAUUUUACACCCUAGUGAUAUCCCUGAUAUGGCUUAACGCAGGUGAGCUCAGCGAGCAGAAGCUGAAGCGAUAUCUGCUGCGGCUGAAUGCGGAUCAAAACGUCUCAAACGAGAAGACGGAGGACACGUUGAAGAAGAUGGAGCGGCACGGGUACGUGGUGAAGAAGGUGGAACGGCCGCCCAUAGGUCAAGACGGUGACCAUACCAUAACCUGGCAUGUCGGCCCACGUGCCAAAGAGGAGGUUGGGCUCGACGGCGUCAUGGGUAUGGUUCGCGAGGUCUAUGGCGAGUGGAACCCAGACCAGGAGAAGAAGCUGCGAUCAAGUCUUGGUCUCAAGGCUAAAGCAGCUGCGUCGAAGGGAGCAGCCGCCGUAGACGAAGCAGCGGCCGAGACGGGUGGUGACGACUAAGUCUCAAGAGAAAAGGCACCAAAACCAAGCCAAUAAUGACG
Molecule: messenger RNA, 1315 nt
Organism: Purpureocillium takamizusanense
Lineage: Eukaryota; Fungi; Ascomycota; Sordariomycetes; Hypocreales; Ophiocordycipitaceae
Exons: 4
Coding region: 345-1274 (309 amino acids)
Biological process (GO): DNA repair
Cellular component (GO): nucleus
Source: RefSeq, a predicted model, not a curated record